Messenger RNA from Hipposideros armiger (great roundleaf bat), 4159 nucleotides. RefSeq names its product CLIC family member 6 (gene CLIC6). Gene Ontology annotation, molecular function: D2 dopamine receptor binding; D4 dopamine receptor binding; D3 dopamine receptor binding. The transcript is spliced from 6 exons. The record is from RefSeq and is a predicted model, not a curated record. Bases 518 to 2287 code for a protein of 589 amino acids. Lineage: Eukaryota; Metazoa; Chordata; Mammalia; Chiroptera; Hipposideridae.
ACUGGAAUCCACAAGGGCCUUGAGAAAGGCUGUCAUUGGCCAGGCUCCCAGGUCACCCAAGCCGGGGGACAAGAGGGAGGUACAAACCCCGCCCAAGCCCCAGAGGGAUGGAGUUGGCGCUGAGGCCUUCUUGUCAGCACAGGACGGCUGGCCUCGCACUUCAAAGAGGGCAGGAGCACAGCGGCCCUCUCCAGCCGCGCGUUGCCCCUCCGCCGCCCGCGAGUUCAGUUGGAAUUGGGGUCCAGGUGGGAAGCAGACGUAGAACCGGGAAGAAGCACCGGCGGUGGAGGAAGAGGGCAGAGAGGUUAAACCCAGGAGAAGGGGAGCAGUGUCUUGGGCCCAGCGGAUUUCGCCCCCCGCGUCCAGCGCACAGUGCCCGGGCCGCCAAGGCCCGAGCGGGGCGUCCUCCCUGAGGGGGCGCAGUGGCCCCUGGUCUUCUGCCCCUCGCCCAGCGCCACCUGCCCCCGCGAGCAGCGCAAAAGGAAAGAUCUCCGGUCAAGGACAGAGAUCUGCGGCCAUGGCCGAGGCAGCAGAGCCGGAGGGGGGCGCCCCGGGUCCGCAGGGGCUGUCCGAGGGCCCGGCGCUUCUGGCCGAGAGACCCGGCGAGCUGGGGGACGUGGGCGGGCAGGCGAAAGGGGAGGAGGCGAGCGAGGGGGCCCCGGAAGCGCCGAGGGGUGAGGGGGCAGGCGUAGCCGCGACGGCCGCGGGGAAAGAGGGGGAAGGCGGCGGGCGGGACGGAGGGCGCACGGGCGAGCGGGCGCCAGGCGCCGGCGGCGAACCCGGGGCCGUGACGCCAGGCGCGAGCGGAGCGCAGGGUGAGCAGGAGGCCGAGCAGGGCGCCGAGCAGGGCGCCGAGGCCCCCCAGGGAGGGGCGGUGGCGAACAGCGCAGAGCAGGCGGAGGAGGCGCGCUCUGGGCGCCCCUCGCAGGGAGAGGCCCCGGGGGAGACUCAGGGGGAGGUAGGGGGCCCCGCGGACCGCCAGGCGGAGAAGGAGGCGGAGAGCGGGUGUGAGGAACCGGGAAGCAGCGCGCCCGGGGCGCCGGCGGCCAGCAUGGAGGAAGAGGUGUCGGCGGGAGGGGCGCCCAGGGCCGGAGGGGACCGCAGCCCCCUGCCCCAGGUGGAGGCGACCGAGGCCGCCGCGGAGGAAGGCGCAGGGUGCAGCCCCGGGGAGCUCUCGGGGGAGCCUCCGGGUGCAGGCUUGGGCGCCGCGGAGGCGGCGGGGAGCCUGGUGGGAGAAGGGUCAGAGGAAGCGGCCCCUGGGGACGCGACGGCAGAUGCAGGCGAGGACGGGGACCAGGGGGGACCCCAGGAACAGGUGGAGGAGGCAGAGGAGGAGAGGCGAGAGCGCGGCCGGGAGGGAGCGGGCGAGGAGGUCGCAGCCGAGGGCGAGGAGGAGCGCCCCGAGGGCAGCGCGGAUGCGGAGGCGAUCGCACAGACCGGGGCCGCGGAGCCGGAGGCCGAGCUCAGCAACCACCUGGCGGAGGAGGGCAGCGCCGAGGGCGCAGACGACGCGGCGCGCUUGAACGGCCGCGGGGAGGACGGCGAGGUGUCCGAGGAGGGGACUCCGGGGCCGGAGCACGACAUCACCCUCUUCGUGAAGGCUGGUUGUGAUGGGGAGAGCAUUGGAAAUUGCCCCUUUUCUCAGCGUCUGUUUAUGAUUCUUUGGCUAAAGGGUGUUAUAUUUAAUGUGACAACUGUGGACCUAAAAAGGAAACCCGCAGACCUGCAGAACCUGGCUCCUGGAACGAACCCUCCUUUUAUGACUUUUGAUGGUGAAGUCAAGACGGAUGUCAAUAAGAUCGAGGAGUUCUUAGAGGAGAAAUUAGCUCCCCCAAGGUAUCCUAAGCUGGGGACCCAACACCCUGACUCUAACUUCGCAGGAAAUGAUGUGUUUGCCAAAUUCUCAGCAUUUAUAAAAAACACCAAGAAGGAUGCAAACGAGAUUUAUGAAAAGAACCUGCUAAAGGCCCUGAAGAAGCUGGAUAAUUACUUAAAUAGCCCUCUGCCUGAUGAAAUUGAUGCCUACAGCGCAGAGGAAGUUGCUGUUUCUGGAAGGAAGUUCCUGGAUGGAGAUGAGCUCACCCUUGCAGACUGUAACCUCUUACCCAAGCUCCAUAUUAUUAAGAUUGUGGCCAAAAGAUACAGAGAUUUUGAAUUUCCUCCUGAAAUGACUGGCCUCUGGAGAUACUUGAACAACGCUUAUGCCAGGGACGAGUUCACCAAUACGUGUCCGGCUGACCAGGAGAUUGAACACGCCUAUUCAGACGUUGCAAAAAGAAUGAAGUGAAGCCGGGCGUUUCUGCCUCAUUUCUCAAUGUAUGAGUGAGGCUACGAGAAGAGUGUGUUCUUUAUAUUUCCCCACAGUAACCAUCCUCCGCAAAAUAAUGCCCACGUUCUAACAAUGCCUGAUCCACUCAACCGUAAAUGAUACGAGGCCUCGUAAAUUGUCCACUCACUUGAGCAUCUGAACAAUACCAGCAUCUGUUGGUAGGCAACCAGUUAUCCAGUUGAUGUUCAUUUAUGUCUUUGACAGUCACUGACAUGGUAACCCAUAUUUAGGGUAUGUGUUUUAGUUUAAGUUUCGGAGCAAAUUAGGUUUGGGUUCAAGUCCUCCUUCAACUUUUAACAAAUUUGUCUUGUCUCUGAUAGUUUUCAUAAUCGUGUUUAGCCUGUUUUCUCCUCUAAAAUAGCAUGUUAAUUUUUUUUCAGAAUGCAAAUAAUGUUUUUGUAAUUACAAAGUGAUACAUGCCUAUUUUAAUAUUUCAAAACAAUGUCAGAGAGUAUAAAGAUAGAAGAGAAAAAAAGUGACCUGAACUUUCACUAUACUUAGAUAACUACUGAUAAAUUAUUGGUGAACGUUUUCCGAAUCUUCAGUCUCUUCUUGUCUCUCACACACAUUUACACCACACACAAUUUCAUCCCUUUGUGGUAUUGCAUUACAUUAUUUUAAAGGACUGGUGGGGGGACCGCUUGGUAGUGCCUUGAUGAUCAUCCAUAGAGGACUCAGAACAAACAGAUUUGGUACUAGAGGCCUGCAGAGGUUGCUUGUGAUCAGGUUUCAUGAGGGUGGAGAAUUGUAGAGUCCGCAGAUGGGCCGAGACCAGCAGGGACCAGCAGGAAGCUGUGGGUGGUCCCCGUUCUGUGUUGUGACCACCUCGGUGAUGCCAUCGCCAUUGUUCCAGGGUUGGCAAUGGAGGAAAGUGCCCAUCUGUGUCUUUCAUUCCAGCCUCCUGUCUGGUGUCUUCUCUUGUUCCCUCCUCUUUUGUGGAGACCCUGCCCUCAGGAAGACUCUUAAUAUCAGCUGCAAGUGGGAGAAUCUCCCCGCCCUGUGCUGAAAGGUGAAUCAAGCACAUCUUGACUCCUUCUAAUGGCCACCCUCUCUGAGACCCGACACUGCAUGUCUUCAUCGAUGCGAUGACAUAGCGUGGGGCUAGUUUGGUUCUUGCUGCUUCUCUGACCUUUAUCAUGUUAUUUCAAGGUCAGUCAGGGAAAAUCCAGAGAGAUCAAAUUCAUGGUGACUAUCCUCGGGCAGUUCUGGUAAGCGGUCAAGUUGGGGAGGAAGUGGAAACUAUUGACUCAGAGGAGUUUUCUGGUAUAUCUGUGGCUUCCCCACCACCAUUCGUGUAACCAGCUUCUCGUCGACAGCUGUGUGUGUGGGCUGGGUUGCUGGGCUCCAAUUCAAGACAUGGAAGACACAAUAGGAGGCUGUUUAGAUACUCAUCAAGACCUCACAGGGUUUAAGCAUUACCUACCUGACUGUGUUCCUGUGACCUUUAGACACAUCUUCUAGACCCUCUUGUUGAGUUGGUUGCAGUGUGUGGUUGAUGCUAAAAUGUUCAUUAAAAACAAAGGAUACAUCUGCUCUAUGAGCGAUUUUUUUGGAAGAGAGUAAAAUGCAUUAAUGUAACUGUCCUGGGAUUUAGUGAAAAAUGUCUAGUAAGAGAAACAAAAAGUGCUAGUGUUUAGCAUGUGUCACCAUUAUACACGUUUCACAUCUGCUUAGGAGUCAGAUUUUUAAGACUAGUUUUAUAAUGUUACAUUUAAACUUGGUAAAUGCAUUGACUACCAUUUCUUACUAGAGCUAACUUUGUACUUUUAGAUGUUAAAGUGAUCGACACAAACUCUGUGUGCCUUAAAAAUUAAAUUAUAAAAAUGUUUA